CGAGAUUUCCCUCAGUGUUGUGGUCCAGCUGACUGUGCGGUGGGGUGGUGACUGUGUACUCCGAACCUCGCAGCUCAACACUCGCUUGAAUCGCUUUCCGAGUUUUAGGACUAUUUAGGGACAGAUAAUCAUUUCCACUAAGACAUGGCCGAGACGGACCCCAAGUCGGUGCAGGACCUGACCAACGUGGUCCAGACGCUGCUGCAGCAGAUGCAGGACAAGUUCCAGACAAUGUCAGACCAGAUCAUCGGGAGGAUUGAUGAGAUGAGCACACGUAUCGAUGAUUUGGAGAAAAACAUCGCUGACCUGAUGACCCAGGCUGGUGUUGAAGAGAUUGAAGCGCCGCCGGAGAAAGCUAAAGAGGGUCAAGGAUCAUAAUGAAGGUUCCCAAACAACCUGGUGUGAAGUCGGUCCUAUAUUCAGGAGCAGCAGACUUUUCCAAUCUGAAAUUUACUUCUAUUGAUUUGGUGUGUCGUUGUGUGAAAUGCUUUUUUAUAUAUUGAAUAUUGUGAAACGGUUACAGUUAUGUAAUGACUUGAAAAGUUGAGCGUUAUUUGUAAGUUAGGAUAGUGUGAUAUGCCCUUUCAGAACUUAAAACGUGAAGGAAUGCAGAUUGUGGAUUUGACCUGGAGGUUGUUUCACCUGAAAUCCCUGGAGGUGACGACGGCUGACGGGGACAGAUUUGCCCCAGCCCGUCCUGAGGGGUAAAACCCACAGGCUAACGGCCAGUAGAACCUCCCUCCCUACCAACAUGGGCACAGUGAAGAUCUGAAGCUUGCAGUGUUUGACAAACAGCACUGUGACUACAAAGGUGUGGGAUGCAUUCCAAUUCUGAUACUCUUCUGCUAAAGCUAUUUAAUACACUGCUGUUUGUCAUGUCUGACAGAAUAAAUAUCUGGCCAGGUGCUGAGUGAAUUUUUAAAAAUACAACCAACUCUGAGGUGCUCACAGUGUUUUUCUGUAUUUAUUUUUUCAAGCCAGAACUGUAUUUUAUGAUGAAAAUUAUCUAGAACGUCUCGGUGUUGCAUGGUUUUUGGUCUGCCUUGUUUAUAAUGUGCUGAAUUCACAUUUUGGUAUUCUACUUUAAGGUCAACUAGGCUGACAGAAAUUAAUCUUCUAUAAUGUCACUUAUUCUGACGUCUGUGUGGAAUGAAGCUUUUACAACGAGAUGUGUUUUGACAAAUUGUACCCACAUCUGUCACUUCACUGCAUUUCAGGAACCUUUAUUCAAAUUAUUGCAAACAAAAUGUGCAAACAAAGCAACUAACAACAAUCUCCAAAAUAAAGUGCCAAAAGCACCAAACAGAAAUGAACAGAAGUGAAGAAAACAACACGAGGGCAGAGGUGGAUGGUGUUUUACACGAUCUGAGGUACAUCAGUAGUCUAUGAACAUACUAAAAAUGCAAUAUUAAAGUACUGUAUCUACUAUGA
This is a messenger RNA of Amphiprion ocellaris (clown anemonefish), 1431 nucleotides long. RefSeq names its product heat shock factor binding protein 1b (gene hsbp1b). Gene Ontology annotation, molecular function: transcription corepressor activity. Gene Ontology annotation, biological process: cellular heat acclimation. The transcript has 4 exons. The record is from RefSeq and is a predicted model, not a curated record. The coding region runs from base 145 to 378 and encodes 77 amino acids. Lineage: Eukaryota; Metazoa; Chordata; Actinopteri; Pomacentridae. Gene Ontology annotation, cellular component: nucleus; cytosol.